AUGGCCAUAACAUCAUAGAAAUAUGGGGGCGGAAACGAAGCAAGGAGCGGACAGCUCCCCACAGUCUAGUUGGCUAAAACGGGGAACAGACAGAUAGUCUGUGGCUACAUUAGACUGUUACAAUUAUAUAUUUGUCGUUUUACCACGCAACGCUUUCUACAUCCUAUAUCGGACUCUCACAUGCCAAAUGGACAAAGACAGGCUUGCUACAAGCCGGGGUCCAUGCUCUUGGUUGGAGAUGCACCAGUUCAUAGGGGACCUCAUGGCCUCCACCACCUCGGCUUCGACCACCUUAACAGGUCCGCAGCAGGGAAAGGACAACAAUCAUCAACAAGAAGCACUGCGCUCUGCCUGGGAAACGGCAGGUCAUGAGGCCCUGGGACUGAAAGCUAUCCCAGCCUCGCAUGUCCAGUCCAGACACCCCCAUGAAAAAGGCACAGUAGUCUGUGGUCUGCAGCCGCUCUCCUUACAGAUGGACAGGGGUGGGCAAGCUGGAGAAGAAGAGGCACUGCCGUUUCAACACACUGGAUGCAAUUGCCCAGGCUGCCCCUUCUCCUCCUCUUCCUCCUCCACCUCUUCUUCCUCUCUAGUUCUCCAGACUCUGAAACCCAUCAGAGGUCACCUGUCUUCCACCUCACAACACCAGGUUGCGCGUCAGCGGCAGGCUAAAGACCCUGGCUCCUCGUCGGUCAGUCUCGGUCUGUCUCUGGGCCUUGGUCUCUCGCUGGACGAGGCCAGCGACUCACCUGGAGGUGCCAACCCCGAACAACCCCAGCAGCAAGAUAAAGGAACAAACACCCAGAGCACGACGGCCCCUGCCACCACCACAUGCUGCCCUCACCCUCAGUUAGCCACCUUCCCAUGCCUGUGCUGCCACCGCGGCUUCCAGACCUGUGCCCAGCUCCUGCACCACCAGCAGGGCACGGACGCCCGCCUGACACAAGCCCACGCCCACGCGCACGCCCACCACCACCACUACCACCACCACCACUGCCCGCUGGCCACCUGCCUGCCCUGCCCGCAGCUGAGACCGCCGCCGCCCUCGCAGUCGCCGCCGCCGUUCCCCUGCCUCUCGUGCCAGCGCACGUUCUCCACCUGUGCCCAGCUGCUGCGCCACCAGCAGAGCCACGCGCAGCAGGAGGGUCUGCUGCCGCAGACGACGUCGGCGGCGACGGGGACGGGCGCGGCGGCGUCUCCGCAGCAUCUGCCGCAGCACCCGUGCAUGCACUGCAGCGCCUCGUUCGCCCGGCCCUCGCAGCUCCUGCAGCACCAGCGGGCGCAGCACGCCAGCAAGGCCGGCGGCUUCCUGUGCGUGGAGUGCGGCCGCGCCUUCAACUCGCACAGCAACCUGCGCAUCCACCUGAACGUGCACACGGGCGCGCGGCCCUACGCCUGCCCGGACUGCGGCAAGAGCUUCAGCCAGUCGGGGGCGCUCAAGAUCCACCGGCGCAUCCACACGGGCGAGCGGCCGUACGCGUGCGCCUACUGCGGCCGCGGCUUCCCGCACCUGGCGGGCGUGCGGGCGCACCAGCGCACGCACACCGGCGAGAAGCCCUACGUGUGCCCGCAGUGCGGCAAGCGCUUCACGCAGUCGGGCGCGCUCAAGAUCCACAUGCGCAUCCACACGGGCGAGCGCCCGUUCGUCUGCAGCCUGUGCGGGAAGGGCUUCUCCAACCGCUCGGGCAUCCGCUUCCACCACCGCACCGUCCACGGAAUCAUGCCCGACCCCGGCGCCGAGUCCCGCCGGGGGCCCCCGUCCUCGGCUCCCGAGCGCCGCUCCCAGAGUCCCGCCAGCAGCCUGGGCUCCAACCCCAGCAGCAGCAGCCCCUUCGCGGAGCCCCACGACCUGAGCUCCGGUACCAGCCAGGCCUCCCACCCCAGGCUCAGUGGCGGCGGCGCGGCCGAACCCGACAGCCAGUCCCACGGCCGCGGGAGGCCCAGCUCCUUUGGUCCUGGCGGCGCUGCCAGCUCCAAGCCUGGUGGAGGUCGCGGGGGAAAAGUGCUGGCGUACGCCUGUGAGGACUGUGGCCUUCGGUUCGCAGACGCCCCCUCCAGGAACAGGCACCAGUCUCUGGAGCACUAUGGCGGUGAGGGUGGGGGGAGUGGGGUGGAGAGUGCCAGUGGGGCAGAGUGA
This is a messenger RNA of Sardina pilchardus (European sardine), 2134 nucleotides long. RefSeq lists its product as uncharacterized. Bases 188 to 2134 code for a protein of 648 amino acids. NCBI's taxonomy places the organism in Eukaryota, Metazoa, Chordata, Actinopteri, Clupeiformes, Clupeidae. The transcript is spliced from 3 exons. The record is from RefSeq and is a predicted model, not a curated record.